Trichomycterus rosablanca is the source of this 1361-nucleotide messenger RNA. RefSeq lists its product as uncharacterized. NCBI's taxonomy places the organism in Eukaryota, Metazoa, Chordata, Actinopteri, Siluriformes, Trichomycteridae. The record is from RefSeq and is a predicted model, not a curated record. Bases 208 to 918 code for a protein of 236 amino acids. The transcript has 8 exons.
GCUGAUGCAUAUAAAACAACUUGCCUCUUGUAGAUUUAAAUUCAAAGUAUGCAUAUGUUGAUAAACUGAAGAUUUUUGUACUGAUGUUGUUAACCUCCAGCUACUAGACAACCAACUAAUGCGACAUCACCACCCAAUGUGCCAGAAAGAACUCUAGGCAUCACACCACCACCCCUGUUUCCACCACCUCAGCUCCGAACAACAUUGAUGGUAAAUACCCCAGCAACCCGACAAAUGCAGAGCGAGGCAGAUGCAUCUACUAGUCAAGCCACUGAUGCUGGGACAGUACCACCCAAUGUGCCUGAAAGAACUCUAGGCAUCACAGCACAAACACCUCAGCUACCGACAUCACUUAGGUUAAAUACCCCAGCAAGGAGACAACUGCAGAUCGAGACAACCACACCUGUGCAGAUCGAAAUUCUCACUCAGCUUGAAAUAAUCAAGCAGCAACAGGCCCAAAUCCUGCUGUUACUACAAAAACAAAACUCUAUGGGUGCUAUGGGUACAGACCAGACAGAAGUGGUGGCGAUAGCAGCAAAGUUUCCCAUUAAGGACAGGAGUGGUCUUACCACACUAGAGCAGGAGCUUCGUGAAAGCCCAGCCAUCAAAGAGAAAGCAAUAAACUAUUUUGGCAUCAUCGGGGGUACAAAUGUAAGAGAUACGACAUGGCGUACUCUUCAGAAGAUGAUUUCAAAUGACCUUGCUAGAUCAAUGAACUGGAAAGGGGCCAAUGGAAAGGUCUCAUUCAGCGACUCAUGUUUACGAGAAAUAGUCAAUCAGUCAGUGAGAAAAAUUUUUGUGUGCGCAGAAGCCACAGAUGUAGCCAUUGAGUCAGUGGUAAAAAGAUGGCUACAUCUGGCUCCAGAUAGAGAUGGAGGGAGAAAGGAGAGGGCAAGGAGACAAGAGGAGCUCCAGUGAAAGACUAGAAGAACUGGUAAGAUAUGGAAGAUACGGCCUGAUGUGGAAGAGGAAAUGCAGCUCUACAAACAGGAAAAGUCAUUCCAUUUGAUUCUAAUUUACAGCACAUGGUAGCGGUCACUAAAAAGGAAAUGAUUUAGUCCCCAUGGUUUAGUAAUCCAUUCUCGGUUUAUAAACUGUACCCGUUAAUUUGUAAUCCGUACUCCUGAUUUUGUAAAAUACCCGUGGAUUUGUGAAAUGUAAUCUCAAAUUUAAAAUUAGAAACCUUAUUUUGUAAACUUUACCCAGGUUUAUAUAUGUUUGUUAUAGCAUAGCAUGCUCUAAGUUUAUACUAGUACAGGUUUUUAUUAUACACACAUAUGGCUCUGCCCUCAUAAAUUAUAAUUAAUGUGGAAUAAAAUCUGUUUUCUACUUAGUAAACAUAAUAUAUGUAUAAUGUGAUA